Cokeromyces recurvatus is the source of this 1446-nucleotide messenger RNA. RefSeq names its product GDP dissociation inhibitor. Gene Ontology annotation, biological process: small GTPase-mediated signal transduction; vesicle-mediated transport; protein transport. NCBI's taxonomy places the organism in Eukaryota, Fungi, Mucoromycota, Mucoromycetes, Mucorales, Mucoraceae. The transcript is spliced from 5 exons. Gene Ontology annotation, cellular component: cytoplasm. Gene Ontology annotation, molecular function: Rab GDP-dissociation inhibitor activity. Bases 75 to 1400 code for a protein of 441 amino acids. The record is from RefSeq and is a predicted model, not a curated record.
UUUUUUUUUUUUUAAUUUUAUUUCCUACCUUCUUUUUUUUUCCCCUUUUUCUCUUUAUUACAACUUUAUAUAAGAUGGAUGACAAUUACGAUAUUAUUGUUCUUGGUACUGGUUUAACUGAAUGUAUUCUUUCUGGUAUAUUCUCAGUCGAAGGCAAAAAGGUUCUUCACAUGGAUAGAAAUGAUUAUUAUGGUGGUGAAUCUGCCUCUUUAAACCUGACACAGCUUUAUCGCAAAUUUAGACCUGACCAAGUUGCCCCUGCCGAGCUUGGUCGCGACCGUGACUACAAUAUUGACCUUAUUCCCAAAUUCAUGAUGGCCAAUGGCGAAAUUGUUCGUUUUUUGACUCAUACAGAUGUUACUCGAUAUCUUGAAUUUAAGCAAAUUGCGGGCUCCUUUGUAUACAAGGAUGGCAAGAUUUUUAAAGUUCCCUCAAGUGAAAUGGAAGCUGUUUCAACAUCUUUAUUAGGCAUGGUUGAAAAACGUCGAUUACAAAAAUUCUUUGAAUUUGUACAAAAUUGGAAGGAAGAUGAUGAGACAACUCAUGAAGGACUUGAUUUAGAUAAUAAUACAAUGGUGGAUGUCUAUGCGAAAUUUGGUCUUGAGCCUGGAACUCAAGAUUUUAUUGGUCAUGCAAUGGCACUUCAUCUCGAUGACGUGUAUCUUAAGCAGCCUGCCCGUGAAACAAUUAAUAAGAUAAUUUUAUAUGUUGCUUCUGUGGCACGCUAUGGUAAGAGCCCCUACAUCUAUCCUUUACACGGGCUUGGUGAAUUACCUCAAUCAUUUGCUCGUCUCAGUGCUAUUUACGGCGGUACCUAUAUGUUGGAUAGAUCUGCUGAUGAAAUUCUUUAUGAUGAGCAAGGUAAAGCCAUAGGCAUUCGAUCAGGUACUGAAACUGCUACAGCUAAACAAAUCAUUUGUGAUCCCUCUUAUGCAUCACAGAAGGUCCAUUCAACGGGUAAAGUAGUUCGUGCCAUUUGUUUCUUGAAACAUCCUAUAGCAAAUACUGCUGAUGCAGAUUCUGUCCAAAUUGUAAUUCCUCAAAACGAAGUUGGCCGUAAUCAUGAUAUUUAUGUGGCCAGUGUUUCAAAUACGCAUUCAGUAUGUCCAAAGGACAUGUAUUUAGCUAUUGUCUCAACCAUUGUAGAAACGGAGAACCCAGAAGAAGAAAUUAAGGCAGGAUUAGACUUAUUAGGAGACAUUUAUAAAAAGUUUGUAUAUGUGAGUGAUAUUCAAGAGCCUCUUGAAGAUGGAGAAAAUGAUAACGUUUUUAUUUCCAAAUCGUACGAUGCUACAUCACAUUUUGAAACGGUAUGUGAUGAUGUCAAGAGUAUUUAUAAAAGAAUGACAGGAAAUGAACUUAUUUUGAAAAAGAGGGAAAUUACUACUGUAGAUGCUUAAAUCUUGUUUAAUGAAUAAAAAUAAAAUUGGACUGCUUAAAUUUUAA